Molecule: messenger RNA, 1446 nt
Organism: Ahaetulla prasina
Lineage: Eukaryota; Metazoa; Chordata; Lepidosauria; Squamata; Colubridae
Gene: GABRB3
Product: gamma-aminobutyric acid type A receptor subunit beta3
Exons: 9
Coding region: 16-1446 (476 amino acids)
Biological process (GO): signal transduction; monoatomic ion transmembrane transport; nervous system process
Cellular component (GO): synapse; membrane; neuron projection
Molecular function (GO): extracellular ligand-gated monoatomic ion channel activity; neurotransmitter receptor activity; GABA-A receptor activity
Source: RefSeq, a predicted model, not a curated record
GCCGGGAGCGGAGGGAUGUGGGGCUUUGGGGGAGGCAGGCUCUUCGGCUUCUUCUCCGCUCCCGUCCUGGUGGCCGUGGUCUGUUGCGCCCAGAGUGUGAACGAUCCGGGGAACAUGUCCUUCGUGAAAGAAACUGUGGAUAAAUUGUUGAAAGGCUACGACAUUCGCCUCAGACCGGAUUUUGGAGGCCCCCCAGUGAAUGUCGGGAUGAACAUAGAUAUUGCCAGUAUCGACAUGGUCUCUGAAGUCAACAUGGAUUACACAUUAACAAUGUAUUUUCAACAAUACUGGCGAGAUAAAAGACUAGCCUAUGCUGGGAUUCCUCUCAACCUUACACUCGAUAACAGAGUAGCAGAUCAACUAUGGGUGCCUGAUACUUACUUUCUGAAUGACAAGAAAUCGUUUGUGCACGGGGUUACUGUUAAGAAUCGAAUGAUUCGCCUUCAUCCAGAUGGCACAGUAUUAUAUGGCCUCAGAAUCACAACUACUGCAGCUUGCAUGAUGGACUUGAGAAGAUACCCAUUAGAUGAACAAAAUUGUACAUUGGAAAUAGAAAGCUAUGGAUACACAACGGAUGACAUAGAAUUUUAUUGGAGAGGUGGAGAUAAUGCAGUUACUGGAGUAGAAAGAAUUGAGCUUCCGCAAUUUUCUAUUGUGGAAUAUAAACUUGUGUCCAAAAAUGUUGUCUUUGCCACAGGUGCCUAUCCAAGACUAUCAUUGAGUUUUAAGUUGAAGAGGAAUAUUGGAUACUUUAUUCUUCAGACCUAUAUGCCCACAAUAUUGAUUACCAUUUUAUCAUGGGUAUCCUUCUGGAUAAAUUAUGAUGCUUCAGCAGCAAGAGUGGCUCUUGGUAUUACAACUGUGCUUACUAUGACAACUAUCAACACUCAUCUCAGAGAGACUUUGCCUAAGAUUCCAUAUGUCAAAGCCAUUGAUAUGUAUCUUAUGGGCUGCUUUGUAUUUGUCUUCUUGGCCUUACUUGAAUAUGCCUUUGUCAACUAUAUCUUCUUUGGAAAGGGCCCUCAAAGGCAGAAGAAACUUGCUGAAAAGACAGCCAAAGCAAACAAUGAUCGUUCUAAGUUUGAAAGCAACCGGGUGGAUAUGCAUGGGAACAUAUUAUUAACAUCCCUUGAAAUUCACAAUGAAGUUGCAAGCAAUGAAAUCACAACAAGUGUCACUGAUCCACAGAAUUCAGCAGUAUCCUUUGAUAACUCAGGAAUCCAGUACAGAAAGCAGAGUUCUCACCGAGAAACUCUUGGGAGACGUACAUUAGACAGAACUGGCACUCACACUAAGAAGAGUCAUUUGCGGAGAAGAUCUUCUCAACUAAAAAUAAAAAUUCCUGAUCUAACAGAUGUGAAUGCAAUUGACAGAUGGUCAAGGAUGGUGUUUCCUUUCACAUUUUCUCUUUUCAACUUAAUCUACUGGCUAUACUAUGUCAACUAA